GAUGCCAUCAUUUCUAUACUGUUAAUCAGAAAAAGGAAAUUUUCUUGCUUUUUACAUUAACUUUAAUAACUACAACAAAGCUGUAAAUCUGCAGUUAUGGCUGAGAAUCUUAAUCCGACAAAGUUGGAAUACUAUGAAGAAAUGUGGAAGCUUCAAUCUAAUGCAACUCUCCUCUCUUCAUUCCAGGGUGAGGAUGGUAAACAAGUGUUAAUAUUGGACUCCACCAUUUUUCAUCCACAAGGCGGUGGCCAACCUGCAGAUACUGGUUUCAUUUUCAAUUCUGACUUCAAGUUUUCUGUUCAAGGCGUUCGAUCGAAGGACAAAAUAGUGUACCAUUAUGGUUUCUUCGAGAACUCUGAAAAUGCGGUGUUGGAAUCGAAAAUUGAAAAAGGAGCUGAAGUGUUAUUGCAGGUUGAUGGAGAAAGGCGAAAGCUCAAUUCCAGGUUACAUUCAGCUGGGCAUCUUCUGGAUGCAUGUACAGCAAUUGUGGGAUUAGGUCCUUUAGUGCCUGGCAAAGGUUACCACUUCCCUGAUGGGCCGUAUGUGGAAUAUAAAGGAACAGUUCCACAGAACGAAUUGCAGAGUAAGCAGCAGCAAUUAGAGCUAGAAGCUAACAACUUGAUUGCCAAGGGUGGGAAAGUUUUUGCUUCAGUUUUACCAUACAAUGAAGCUGCUGCGCUGUGCGAUGGCUGCCUCCCUGACUACAUCCCCAAGGGAAGCAAUCCUCGAAUUAUUAAGUUAGGAGAACAGCCUGGAUGUCCCUGUGGCGGCACACAUGUUUCUGACAUUUCAGAAAUAUUGGGCGUGAAGGUUUCUCAAAUUCGAGUGAAGAAGGGGAUGACUAAAGUUUUCUACAAUGUUGAGCCCUAGGAAACGUUGGUGGCCUACCAGUAGCUUUUGGAAUCUGAAGGUGACAUUGGUUAUUCAGAAGAUAAAUAUUGAAUAAUCAGGGAUGGCAUCAUUAUAAGUUCAGCUUAAGUGAGCAUUUUGCAAUGUCAGUAUUAACUGGGGGUAUUUAUUUGCUUGAUUAUAUUCAAGAACAGUUACGCUUGAACCAACUUGCUGGUCGGCAAUGUGCCUGGUCAAAUAAUACCACGACGUGCUUCAUUUCUCUUU
Messenger RNA from Coffea eugenioides, 1116 nucleotides. Its product is annotated as alanine--tRNA ligase. The transcript is spliced from 8 exons. Gene Ontology annotation, biological process: regulation of translational fidelity; alanyl-tRNA aminoacylation. NCBI's taxonomy places the organism in Eukaryota, Viridiplantae, Streptophyta, Magnoliopsida, Gentianales, Rubiaceae. The record is from RefSeq and is a predicted model, not a curated record. Bases 97 to 870 code for a protein of 257 amino acids. Gene Ontology annotation, molecular function: Ser-tRNA(Ala) deacylase activity; ATP binding; nucleic acid binding.